Molecule: messenger RNA, 3852 nt
Organism: Perca flavescens (yellow perch)
Lineage: Eukaryota; Metazoa; Chordata; Actinopteri; Perciformes; Percidae
Product: nucleolar protein 4-like
Exons: 11
Coding region: 156-2519 (787 amino acids)
Source: RefSeq, a predicted model, not a curated record
CCGGUAAAAAAAAGGCAGAAAGCCGCCGUUUGGUGCUGUCGUUUCGGCAACGUUCGCUAGCCAAACCGAACCCGAUUGCGAGCUAUUUUAGCGGACAUCAAAGUGGGUCUUUAAGGGACACUCUGUUGUUACAACAAAGUCCAGCUCGUUUUAUCAUGACAACGAGAAAAGGCAGCAGUGUGGCGGACACGGUGACUACCCCAACCACCAACCACCAGCACCAGAACCAGCCGAGGAGCCGGAGUCCCAGCAGCGGGGUCCCGGCGUCCGAGGAGACGAGCGGAGGGGCGGAGAUGUUGGGGGAAUUUCAGGAGUGGUGCCUCCGGACGUACGGGGACUCCGGCAAGACCAAGACCGUGACCCGGCGUAAAUACAACAAAAUCCUCCAGACCCUGAUCCAGGGGGACGAAGAGAACAGCAACGGGGUGUUCCUGCACGAGAAGAAUAACAACCACAUCAACGCCAAAUUUAAAUUCUGGGUCAAGUCCAAGGGCUUCCAGGUCGGGACGCUGCAGGACGGCAAGAACGGGUCAUCGGACAGGCCGGUGCUGUACGUCCCCAUCAAGGCGACGUGCGUGGACGGAGUAUCAGGGCUGGACUCGUCCCUGAAGCGCGUGGCGGUGGUGGAGGAUUUCUUUGACAUCAUCUAUGCCAUGCACGUGGAGGUCGGCAGCGACCCAGGCAAAGCCCCGAAACACGCCGGCCAGAAGAAGACCUACAAGGCUAUAGCCGAGACGUACGCCUUCCUGCCCAGAGAGGCGGUGACUCGUUUCCUGAUGAGCUGUGGAGAGUGUCAGAAGAGGAUGCACAUCAGCACCACGGGACACGAGUACAAAGAGAACGACAGGCCGAGCUCUCUGGUGCUGGAGGUGAUCGACUACAACAUGCCUCUCACCACCACCUACAUGAAGCACAUGAAGCUGCAGUGCAUGGGCAACAACAAGGAUGACAGUUCACUGAGCAGCGAGGAGGAGGCCGAGAUGAGCGAGCCCACGUGGCUAGCAGCUGAUCUGGGAGCAGCGUCUGACCUGAGCCCGCCGAGCCGAGGAGAGAGGAUGCGCCCCAGUCCCCUGAACGCACACAGCAAGGAGGAGGACGAGGACUCGUCGUCAGAGAGCGGCAGCAGGAGCGGCCUGCCAGCCCUGACCCCUCCCUCCUCCGCUGGGGCGGACGCUGCCAUAGUCAGGGAAACCAAGGUCAACGGCAACGGUGGCCCCGCCCCGCUGGACUUCAGCUCGCCUACUUCCUCCUCCUCAUCACCCGAGGACCAGCAGCCGAUGAACCUUAGCGACCCCCCCCCUCAGCGCCUGCCCCUGCCCGUCACCGUGUCGGCGGCGGCCGCGGCUCUGCUCGGCGCUCUGCAUCCCAGCGCGCCCGAGGAGCUCCGCAGGAAGUACCCGCUGGCUGCCAAACCUCCCGUGGCUCCACACCCGGCGCUGCCUCUGCCGCUGGCGCACACACACAACGCGCACGCUCCCAUCACACACUCCCAGUCACACACACACACCGCCGAGCUGCGACUGGACCGAGACGCCAGGGACUACGGGGGCAAGUCCCCCCAGUACAGUUCGGGCGGCAGCUACAACAGCGUGAAGAUGGACUUGGGUGCCGAGGACCUGACCACGGGGCGCCAGGUCGGCCCCGACGACGACGACGACGACCAUGACGACCACGACGACAACGACAAGAUCAACGAGGCAGAGGGAGUCGACCCCGAGAGACUAAAGGCCUUCAACAUGUUUGUGCGUCUGUUUGUGGACGAGAACUUGGACCGGAUGGUUCCCAUCUCCAAGCAGCCGAAGGAGAAGAUCCAGGCCAUCAUCGAGUCCUGCAGCAGACAGUUCCCAGAGUUCCAGGAACGCGCCCGCAAGCGCAUCCGCACCUACCUCAAAUCCUGCAGACGCAUGAAGAAGAGCGGCAUGGAGACCCGUCCUACUCCGCCUCACCUCACCUCAGCCAUGGCUGAGAACAUCCUGGCUGCCGCCUGUGAGAGCGAAUCACGCAACGCCGCAAAGAGGAUGCGCCUCGACACCUAUCACGAUGAGCAGAUCUCUCUGGACAAGCCGUCCAGCGGUGGAGGGGGUCUGAGGGAGCCGGCGUCCCUCGCUCACUCCGCCUACUCCCUGGCCGCAUCAGCCUUCUCCUCCCAGGACACCCAGCUCUACAUCAACGGAGCUGGCCUCAGCUACGGUUACCGUGGAUACCCGGGCCUGGGCGCAGCCAUGCAACACCCCGUUUCCCUGACGACCGGCGCUGCUGCUCAGAGCAACGGCCCCACAGACCUCAGCAUGAAGUCUCUCUCCUCUGCCAACAUCAGUAACUCCUCCUCCUCUGCCUCCGCCAACAACAGCCUGGGUGGGCGGGGCAGCGGGGGUGGCGGAGGGGGCGGGGCCUCGACCCAGCUCAGCCAACCGGAGAUCACAGCCGUGCGUCAGCUGAUCGCCGGCUACCGGGAGUCGGCCGCCUUCCUGCUUCGCUCGGCAGACGAGUUGGAGAACCUCAUCCUGCAGCAGAACUGAUCUGGGGGAAACGUCAGAGAAUACACGCACACACACACAGACACACACACAUACACUUCCCAUUGUUUGUUUUGUGUCUGUCUGCGUCCCGUCUCUCCUCAUCGAUGCUGAACACCAGACCUCUUUUUUUUUUGUGCUAUUCCCUGCCUUCUCUUUGAUAACAGAGGGACAGAGUGAGGAUGAUGAAUCCAAACCCCACCAUCCCUAAAACAAUCCCCCCCCCCACAACCUCCAUCCAUCCAUUCUGAAAAUGAAAAAAAAGAGAGAGAAAAAAGGAGCAUUUGGACUCUGAAGGGAUUUCUUCCUCUCCUCUCUGGGAGCACCUCACAAUCAGCACUACACUCUGAGCCAAGGAGUGAGGAGGAGAGGAAGAAAGGAGGAGAGGAGCCUGGAAGAAGAGUAAAAGAGACUGUUGGAAAAAAAAGAAAAGAAAGACUUUGCCUCCUCGUGGCUGGAGAAGUGAUGUUUGUGGAGCUCCAAGUUGGGGAGUUUUGAUUGACGGGUGCCCCGGCCAACGCCGUCUUAUGAUGAUAACAAUUUAAAAAAUGAAUAUGACUCCCUGAAUUAGUACGACUGAAGCUGUUAAAUGACACGUGUUUUUUGAUUGGAUUGGGUAUUUAAUUUGUUCUUUUUUUGGGGGGGGAGUCCAGUGAGUUUAGUUUUUGACCCUUCCCAAGUGACUGGAAGAAAGAGGCGGUUUGACUUCUCCACACAGAUAGCACUAAAUACGAGUGGCGAGGGGCGAGAGGAUGGGAACUGGACAAGAAAAAGAGGAGUUGUUGUUGUUGUUGUUGUUGUUGUUGUUGUGAUGCUGCAGGCUUGUAUAUAAGCUCUCUGUGUCCUUUAGCACUUUUCCCUUACCUGACACCCCGUCCUCCUCACCCCUUUUACCCAGGGAGCAACUUGCUACUUAUGCAUUCAAGACGCCAUGUGGAACACCAGGAAAUACCUCAGAUCAGACCUGCCAACUCCAUUUUCAGUUCCUCAAACACACACACACACACACACACACAUAAACAUAGACACACUCUGCAAGUGAAUGGUAACAUUCCCACCAGAAGCCAGUUUACUUCUACUUUACCACCCGAUGUCUUCAAGGUUUAUAUAUAUUUUGGGGGGGGCGGAUCAAACUGUAUUUCACAAAAGACCUGUAAUGUGGAAACGAUGAAGCAUUUCAAGAACUGAUGAUGUAAACACUGAAAUCUUUUUUUCUUUCAUAUGUGCUGCUGUAUAUAACCACUUCAUGUAGAAAGACUUGAGAAGAAUCCGAGUUGAACGGUGACUUUCUCCUUAAAUGGGAGGGUGUGUGUGUGUGUGUGUGUGUGUGUGUGUG